AUGUUUCAGAAAAAGCCUAAACAAAAAUUUGCAAAUAUCUUUUUAAAUAAUCCAAAUACAAGAAAAGAAUUAGAUCAUGGUCAAUCAUUUGCUUUUGGUGGUAUGCAAGGAUGGAGAAUAUCAAAUGAAGAUUUUCAUACACAUUUAGUUCCAAUUGAUAAUCAUUCAUGGAAAUUUUGGUCUUAUUUUGCUAUUUUUGAUGGACAUAAUGGUAUUGAUACAGCAAAAAAUGCAGCUAAUCUUCUUGAUAAAUAUUUAAUCGAUGCAUUAAAUCAAACUGGAAUUAAUUCUAAUGAUGAAUCUAUUUAUUUAUCUGGAAUCAAUAAAAAUCAAUUAAAUUACAUUACAAAGAAAACAUUUCUUCAAUUAGAUGAAAAAUUAGCUAAUUUAGUUAAUGAUCGAAGUGGAUCUGUUUGUAUAACAUGUUUAAUCGGACCAAAAUAUAUUUAUUUGAUUAAUGUUGGUGAUUCUCGUGCAAUAAUUAUUUCAAAUGAUGGACAAGUUUUAGCAUAUACUAAAGAUCAUAAACCAGAUGUUGUACAAGAACAAGAACGAAUUCAUAGAGCUGGAGGAAGAAUAACUCAAUAUGAAAAUGAUGUUGCACGUGUUGAAGAUAUACUUGCUGUUAGUCGAGCAUUCGGUGAUUAUUUAUUAGAUAAACGUUUAAUUCCAGCUUUACCUGAUAUAAUUCAAUAUCCGAAAAAAUCAUUAGCAGCAUUUGUUAUUCUUGCUUGUGAUGGAAUUUGGGAUGUUAUGACGAAUGAACAAGUUGCAUUAUUUGUUUCUCAAAAAGCAUCAAAUACAUCACUUGAAAAUAUUGCAUCACAAUUAUUAGAUCAAUGUUUAAAAUUAAAAACUUCGGAUAAUAUGAGUAUUUAUAUUAUCAAAGUUUUGUAA
Molecule: messenger RNA, 897 nt
Organism: Rotaria sp. Silwood1
Lineage: Eukaryota; Metazoa; Rotifera; Eurotatoria; Philodinida; Philodinidae
Source: the annotation of a GenBank genome assembly